Messenger RNA from Diachasma alloeum, 2862 nucleotides. RefSeq names its product septin-1 (gene Septin1). Gene Ontology annotation, biological process: cytoskeleton-dependent cytokinesis; regulation of exocytosis; cell division. The transcript is spliced from 4 exons. Bases 151 to 1227 code for a protein of 358 amino acids. Gene Ontology annotation, molecular function: GTP binding; GTPase activity; molecular adaptor activity. Gene Ontology annotation, cellular component: synaptic vesicle; septin ring; microtubule cytoskeleton. NCBI's taxonomy places the organism in Eukaryota, Metazoa, Arthropoda, Insecta, Hymenoptera, Braconidae. The record is from RefSeq and is a predicted model, not a curated record.
UGUGUGUGUGUACCUGUUACUCUGACAGGCAACGGCGUCCGGUAGUCCCCCGUAUUGUUUUAACGUCCCUUAGUCAAUAUUCCCCUCAUAUCAUCAAUUAUUAUCGGUUUUCAGUAGUUUCGUUAGUUGUGUUUUUCGUGGGACUCGAAGAUGUCUAGUGAGAGUGUGAAAACGUUUUCUAGUCUAGAAACCGCGGGCUACGUUGGUUUCGCCAAUCUCCCGAACCAGGUCCACAGAAAAUCCGUGAAAAAGGGAUUUGAGUUCACCCUAAUGGUGGUUGGUGAGUCAGGCCUGGGUAAAUCGACCCUGGUGAACAGUCUCUUUCUCACUGACCUCUACCCCGAGAGAAUGAUACCAGACGCCGUUGAGAAGACGAAGCAGACAGUCAAGCUGGACGCCUCCACCGUCGAGAUAGAGGAGAGAGGUGUGAAGCUUCGACUGACAGUUGUGGACACUCCGGGCUACGGUGACGCCAUCGACAACACCGACUGCUUCAAGGCCAUAUUCCAAUACAUCGACGAUCAAUUCGAGAGAUUCCUGAGGGACGAGAGUGGAUUGAACAGGCGAAAUAUCGUCGACAACAGGAUACACUGCUGCUUCUACUUCAUCUCUCCAUUUGGCCACGGACUCAAGCCCCUGGACAUUGAAUUUAUGAAGCAGCUUCACAAUAAAGUGAACAUUGUGCCAGUCAUUGCCAAGGCUGAUGUGCUCACUAAGAAGGAAGUGCUGCGUCUCAAGAAACGAGUGAUGGAGGAGAUUGAGGAGCAUGGAAUUAAAAUUUACUCACUGCCUGACUGCGACAGCGAUGAGGACGAAGAUUACAAAGAACAAGUGAGGCAAUUGAAGGAGGCCAUGCCAUUUGCUGUCUGUGGGGCUAAUACUCUGUUGGAAGUCAAGGGGAGAAAAGUGCGGGGGAGAUUGUAUCCGUGGGGUGUUGUAGAGGUCGAGAAUCCCGAUCAUUGUGAUUUUAUCAAGCUCAGAACUAUGCUCAUUGCUCACAUGCAGGACCUGCAAGAAGUAACUCAAGAAGUACAUUACGAGAACUAUCGAAGUGAGAGAUUGGCUAAAGGAGCACCGGCGCCCCCAAGAAGGCAAACGGUAAUUGAGCCGGAGAAACCAGCAGGAUCAGAAAUAGAUCGUAAGCUCCAAGAGAAAGACGCUGAGAUCCGUCGCAUGCAGGAGAUGCUGGCAGCAGUUCAGGCGCAGAUUCAGCAUCAGCAGUUGUAAUCCUUAACAAAUUGAGGACUGAAAUGUUUCUCCUUGUCAGGUGCCAAAAGAGAGUAAUAAUCACCCAAUUGGGAGUAAGAAUAUCCAGAGAGAAAGGCGUAACGGUGUCAGACUCCGCGUCGUGCAUAAUUCAUAAAACCGUCAAGACCGUUACACAAUUCCACGUAUCAAUUCAUAAAAAUAUAACUCGAUAUAUUUUUUGGUAAUACGAUAUUUUUCAACGUCGAAUGAGUGAAUGAGUCAUAUUAUCUUUCUUGAAGCUAUCAUUAUUCCCAUUUACAGAACCUGAAAAGUGCCUUGCAGUCCUCAUAUUUUUUUGCUGAGAGAAAUGUCAUAUUAUUGAAUUUACAGUAUUUCUCAUUGGCUCUAUAUUUGUACAUAUUACUAUUGAUACUGCUGUGCACUCUGCUACACUGUUGGAAAAUAAUUGAAAUUUCGUGGAUAAUUGACUAGCAUUUCUCAGGAGAGCGCCAUUUCGGGGGGAAAAAAUGAUAAAAUUUCAGAUUUCCCUGAAAAUUCGAUGAAAUUUCAAUCUAAGGAUGCAAAAUUAAAAUAUUCAGCAGAUUUAAUUGAGCAUUCACUUGAAUGUCUCUGAUUACUUGAAAUUUCAGUGGAAAUGAAAUGCGAUGAAAAUUUCCAAUAAGUGUACCAGAAAUUUCAAUCAAAAAUCUUCAACAGUGUACAUGGUUCCUCUUUUAGCCUCACUCACUGAUUAGAUUUUAAGAUUAAAGUCGAGAGCCUAAAUGAGUGAAAAAAGUGUCUGAUAUUUUUGUGCAAUUUUUUAUACGUCAGCAGCACCUUUUUUCAACAUUUUUCAUUUCAUGUAUGAAGCUUGUGAAGUGGUAAAACGUGAUGUGUAAUUCGAUUAAAUUCCAUUUACUUUGAAAAUAGAAGCAAUCGAAUUGUUACAUUUCACGAUUUUGCUCAUCUGCAUUGACUAUUUACUUAAUUCAAGAACUUGCAAUUCUCUAAUCGUAAAUCAUUUCGUUUUAUAAAAAAAUCUUCCUUUUACUGUGAUAAGGAACCAUAAGAAAUUGACGAAUAUUUCCACACAUUCUUCCACAUCUAAUUUACUCAGUAAUUAUAGACUCGAAUUAUUUUUACCAAAAUUUUUUACCUUUUUGUAUUGUACUUUUCGUAAAGUAAAAAAAAAAAAUCGGAAGUACGAUCUGUGGUGACGACCAAAAUGCAGAAGUAAUAAGUGAUUCAAGUAUUCUGUCACUAAAGUUUAAGGUUUAUUUCAGUACUUAUGUAAGCUUUUCUCAAAGCACGGGGGAAACGUGCAGAAUUUAAUUAUGAUAAUUUCAUUUACACGAUUAUGUACAACGGUCAGGCUCAUUUGUGCAUGUAGUAAUCAAUAGCUGUUGAGAAUGCUGCGAAGCCAGCAGCGCCGAUUAUACCCGCCUUGACACCGGCUGAAAUAAUUUCUCGAGUCAUUGAUUUGAAUUUUACAAGUUUUCAUUCGAUCUCGUUUGAGACAUCAAAGACUUACCUCUGAGACCAAUGAGACCUCCAGUCAGGCCACCAGCGUAUGUACCAUUCUUCCAGUCGGAUUUGCCACGGUACUGAAAUGUUUAAUUCAUUCAUUAACAUGUAUACAACGAACUGAUGAAUAAACCUUUACAGAUGAAUAAA